UAACUCAGAUUUUCUCUGUAGCUCUGGAAAACCAUGGGCAACUGUCUCUCUUUUCCUUCAACAAAUCUCUCCAAGAAAGUAGAACAGGUUUUGCCAAUUCAAACAGUUUUCAAACUUCCUUCUCCACUGCCAAUUUGGCCAGCAGGCGAAGGAUUUGCAAAUGGAAGUAUAAACUUAGGAGGAUUAGAAGUAUGUCAGGUCUCAACUUUUACAAAGAUUUGGGCUACUCAUGAAGGUGGAAUAGAUAAUCUUGGUGUGACAUUUUUCGAACCUUCGCAGAUAUCAGAUGGGUUUCUCAUGCUUGGUUGUUAUAGCCAACCCAGCAACAAGUCUCCAUUUGGUUGGGUUCUGGCAGGGAAAGAUGUUGCAGGUGACAUACUUAGGACGCCCGUUGAUUACAUACUUGUUUGGAGUAGCGAGUCUGUGAAGAUUAAACAAGAUGGAAAUGGUUAUAUUUGGUCUCCAGUUCCACGAGAGGGUUAUAAAUCUGUUGGUCUUAUGGUGACUAACUCACCGGAGAAGCCACCGCUGGACAAAAUUCGGGUAGUUCGAGCGGACUUUGCAGAAGAAUGCGAGAAGGACACAUGGGUAUGGGGAGAUGAUAAGGCAGAUCAAUCAAGUAAGGUUAAUAUCUAUACAUUGAGACCCAAAACAAGAGGAACCCAGGCUCAUGGUGUUUGUGUGGGUACAUUUCAAGUUGAUGGUGCAGCUUCAGCCUUAUCUUGUUUGAAAAACAAACAGUUCGGUUUAUCUCAUAUGCCUAAUUUGGAGCAAAUUAAGAGCAUAAUACAAACUUAUUCUCCCUUGAUUUACUUGCAUCCCGACGAACCAUUUCUUCCCUCGUCAGUGUCUUGGUUUUUCAACAAUGGGGCUCUAUUACAUAAACUAGGUGAAGAAUCAAAUCCUGUUCGGAUCGACUCAACCGGUUCGAAUCUUCCACAAGGCGGUUCCAAUGAUGGCAUGUAUUGGUUGGAUCUUCCUAUUGAUGGAGCUGCCAAAGGAAAAGUUAAGAAAGGAGAUUUGCAGUCCUCAAAUGCUUAUUUUCACGUCAAACCCAUGCUAGGUGCAACAUUUACUGAUAUUUCAAUCUGGGUCUUUUACCCGUUUAACGGGGCGGCAAGGGCCAAGGUAAAAUUCAUUAACAUUCCACUAGGCAAGAUAGGUGAACAUGUUGGAGACUGGGAACAUAUGACAUUAAGAGUAAGUAAUUUCAACGGGGAGCUGUGGAGGGUCUAUUAUUCAGAACAUAGUGGUGGUACAUGGUUGAAUGCAUCCGAGGUUGAAUUUGCAAGUGGUAAAAAUAAAGUCACAGCUUACUCUUCGUUGCACGGUCAUGCGUUUUAUGAGAGACCUGGAUUAGUCUUACAAGGGAAUAAUGAUAUUGGAAUUCGAAAUGACACUUCAAAGAGCAAAAUUAUGAUGGAUACUGGAGAGAAAUUUGAGUUGGUUUCAGCCGAGUAUUUGGGUUCAAUUGUUGCCGAGCCACCAUGGUUGAAUUUUAACCGGCCAUGGGGUCCGAAGAUUAACUAUGAUACCAGAGAAGAACUGAAGAAUGUUGAGAAAUUGCUUCCUGGGAAUCUUAAAACUCAAUUUGAGAAAUUUGUUAACAGCCUUCCAAAUGAAGUGUUUGGAGAGGAAGGACCACUUGGACCCAAGAUGAAGAAUAGCUGGAACGGAGAUGAAGUCUGAUACAGAUUACAAUUUGUCAUUGCUUUUAAUCCAAACCAGUAUAUGGUUUUAGACUUUGUUUUAAUAUGUAUUCCUUGCAUAAUAUAAAACCCAUGGUUGGUAGUCGCCUAGAUCCAACCAGUCUAACCUUUUCC
Molecule: messenger RNA, 1823 nt
Organism: Papaver somniferum (opium poppy)
Lineage: Eukaryota; Viridiplantae; Streptophyta; Magnoliopsida; Ranunculales; Papaveraceae
Exons: 2
Coding region: 34-1689 (551 amino acids)
Source: RefSeq, a predicted model, not a curated record